Messenger RNA from Chenopodium quinoa (quinoa), 1852 nucleotides. RefSeq lists its product as uncharacterized. The coding region runs from base 534 to 1745 and encodes 403 amino acids. The record is from RefSeq and is a predicted model, not a curated record. The transcript is spliced from 2 exons. Lineage: Eukaryota; Viridiplantae; Streptophyta; Magnoliopsida; Caryophyllales; Amaranthaceae.
UCUGAAUUUUGGUUGGAAUGCAAUUCGGAUUAAUCACCUAUGUAUUAGUUCAAUUAGGAUUAAUGAUGUCUUAUAUCAAUUGAUUCUUGAUUUAGCUAUUGUAUGUUAUAAUUAUAUUUAAUUAUUUACCGUAGAAAAUUAGAAUGAUAUGUGUUGGAGUACACGAUCCAAGUCAGCAGCCAGCUCAUCAGUUUGUUACAGCACAGUCAGCAGAAGAACAGCUCAGCAAAUAAGUUUGUUAGAGUUUGUUAGAUUUCUGUAACAAACUUUUGUAUAAAUACGAUUCUUGUACUGUAAUAAUUCAUUCAAUAAUAAAAACUUCUUUUCUUCUUCUCCAAGUUUAUUUCUCUCUCUAUUUUCUGGAGAAAUUCUCCAAGCUAAAGUUCAGUUGAUGAACUUCAACAUGGUAUCAGAGCAAUUUUGAUCCAAAUUCCGCAUUAUCUUCUUCAAAUUUCUUUGUUCUUCUUCUUUCUAAAUUUGUCUUCAGAUUUUUCUCUUGAUAUUUUUCUGAUUUUGAUCGAUUUUGAUCAACAAUGGCACCACGAAAUUCUGGAAAUUCAGAAACAAAUGGAGAAAGCGAUUCUACACAGAAUCCUAAUUCAGCUUACUAUUUGAGCAAUUCAGAUUUAUCAACAACAAAAUUAGUCAAUAUUGUGUUUGAUGGAAGUUGCUUCAAUGAUUGGAAACGAUCAAUGAUCAUUGCAUUAUUUGCCAGAAACAAGCUGAGUUUUGUUGAUGGAGGUUUGAAUCAACCUUCUAAUAACUCACCAAACUUCAAAAUCUGGAUCAGAGUUAACAAUUUGGUGAUUUCCUGGAUUUUGAAUUCACUUGAUCCUUCAAUUGCUCGAAGUAUUCUUUAUCUGAAGACAGCAAGGCUAAUUUGGCUGGAUUCGGAAGAGAGGUUUAGUCAGUCUUCUGGACCUCAGUUGUUCUCAGUUCAACAGCAGAUAGCUGACAUUUCUCAGACUGAAACUGAAGGUAUUCCUGAAUUUUACACUAGAAUUAAGCAAUUAUGGGAUCAAUUAGAUGGUUUAGAACCUUUGCCUGCAUGUGUAUGUACUGGUUGUAAUUGCAAUUUGACACAGCAAUUACUUAAGUCUCAGCAGAAUCAAAGACUUGUUCAUUUUCUGAUGAAAGUUCAUGACAAGUAUUCUCACAUUAAGAGUACUAUUCUUAUGAUGAAUCCCUUGCCAACUGUAUCUAAGGCAUACAGUUUGUUGCUUCAAGAACAAACUCACAUGAAUUUGAGUAAUAUUAAGAAUCAAAAACUUUCAGAAUCUGCAGCAUUCUAUGCUAAGAGGUUCAAUGACAGCAGAAAUCAGUUCAAUAGCAACAGAUUUCCUAUUACUGGUGGAAGUGCAGGACAAUCUUCAGAUCUGAAUUCUAGUGGAUCAAACACCAGAAAUUUUGUCUAUACAAGAAAUAAUCUGUAUUGUGAUUAUUGUAAGAUGAGGAAUCACACCAAGGAUAAGUGUUUCAAGCUACAUGGAUAUCCUUCAGAUUUCAAGAACAAAGGCAAAAAGAUAGCAGCAGCAGCUCAGCUAGAUGAUUCUACUGUCUCUGAAUCUGCAAAUUUGGUGAAUCUGUCUGUUACUCAAGAUCAGCACAAACAGAUUUUACACUAUCUUGAUAAGCAACAGUCAGCUGAGCAAGGUGAACUCUCUGGAGGUUCAAGUUCCCUUGGCUUAGCUGCAACUUCUCAUUUGGCAGGACCCUUCUUUGACCAGUCCAAUAGUGCUUGGUAGAUUGGAAAGAGGCCUUUACAGUCUUAAUGAAGAUUCCUUAAGUUCAAAUAAUGCUGCAGAUUUUAGACACUAUAGUCUAGCAGCAGUUGAAGAAGCCAAACUUUGAC